This is a messenger RNA of Salvia hispanica, 1593 nucleotides long. The record is from RefSeq and is a predicted model, not a curated record. Lineage: Eukaryota; Viridiplantae; Streptophyta; Magnoliopsida; Lamiales; Lamiaceae.
AUGGGUGGUGCCGGGAAGACUGCCAUUGUCAGAAAAGUAUACAAUCACCAUAGGACGAAGAAUUUCUUUGAAUCCUUCGCAUGGGUUUGCGUUUCUCAAGAAUGCCAGAUCAGGUCGAUUUUGGAGGAUGUGUUGAAGCAGCUUAAAAAGAGUCCACAUCAGAAUAGCUCGAAUUUAACUGACACGGAGUUAUUGGGGCAACUGCGUGACAUCCAGCGGGCUAAAAAGUGCAUGGUUGUGAUUGAUGAUAUUUGGAAAACUGAACAUUGGGAUGGUCUUAAUCAUGCUCUCAAUUUUGAGGGUACAAAAACCAAGAUCUUAUUGACUACACGGAAACAAAACAUUGCAAACAUUGGAUUUGCGAUCAAAACUGACCUCCUCAAUGACAAUGACGGUUGGGAACUACUUAAGAGAAAAGCAUUGCCACACAGAAAUAUUCAAGAUUUCCGAUUUGAAGAAACUUUACUAGAGAAAAUUGGGAAAGAAAUGUAUAAGGAGGACGAAGACAUAGAUGCGAUUGAUAUUUGUUUGAUGUGGAUCGCACAAGGCAUGAUUUUGCAUGAGAAUCACUCGGACAAAGACAACUUGAUGGACAUAGCACAAGACUACUUGAGUGAGUUGGCCUCUAGGUCUGUUGUGGAAAUUAUCCGUGAUGAUCCCAUUCGAGGACAAAGGACUAGAUCGUGUAAACUUCACAAGGUCAUGAGACAACUAUGUCUAUCAGUAGCAAAAGAAAAAGAAGACUUUGGUUUGCGAAAUUUGGUCUAUGAGGGUGGAACAUUUAGUAGUUUCUGGCAUAACAGCUUGACAUGUGCCAAAAUGCGUCAUUCGAUUGUGAAUUUGAAAAAAAGCAAUAGACUGAGUUUGGAGGGUCUUGAGCAGCUGGAGACACUAAUUGGGUUCAACAGUUUCGUGCACCAACUCGAAUCCCCGGCCCAAAUGACAAACCUCAGACAUUUUGAAGGCACAGUCCACGACAACCAAAGCUUGUCAAAUAUCAUUCAUGCCUUUUGUACAAGCUGGAAGGAUUGUAGAUGUGGUGGACUUAAAAUCAAGCAAGGUUGCCAUAUUUCAUCAGAGGAAGAUUUGAUGAUUUUCAAGAAAUUGUUCAAUCUUCACAAUUUGUAUAUAUUUGUUCGGAUAGAAAAACUGUUCAAGGAGUUGGAAAACCAAGUGUAUACCUCAAAUUUGAUGUGCUUAUUCUUGUCCGAGAGUGAAAUUAUUGAGGAUCCAAUGGAGACACUGGGAAAACUUCCCCUUUUACUAGAUUUGUUGAUAACUGAUAGGUGCUUUUUGGGGGAAAAAAUAACAUGUUAUGCGUCUUUGUUUCCUCGUCUCAAGAAUCUUGGAAUAAACGACUUACCGAACCUAAGGGAAUGGAAAGUGGAGAAAGGAGCCAUGCCCCUCGUUUCUAAGAUGGGUAUCCAUCACUGCCCUCGCUUGGAGAUGGUUCCAGAUGGAUUCAAAUUCCUUGAUGCUUUGACAGAUCUGCACCUUUGCGGAAUGCCUGAAUUAGGAGAACGAAUUAGUGAAGAAGGAGGUGAGGAUUUCCACAAAGUUCGACAUGUUCGUUCGAUUGUGGUCAGAGAUUGA